Molecule: messenger RNA, 1236 nt
Organism: Phytophthora nicotianae INRA-310
Lineage: Eukaryota; Oomycota; Peronosporomycetes; Peronosporales; Peronosporaceae
Product: DEAD-box ATP-dependent RNA helicase 8
Exons: 1
Coding region: 1-1236 (411 amino acids)
Biological process (GO): cytoplasmic stress granule assembly; P-body assembly
Cellular component (GO): cytoplasmic stress granule; P-body
Molecular function (GO): ATP binding; RNA helicase activity; mRNA binding
Source: RefSeq, a predicted model, not a curated record
AUGACGCAGCAGCAAUCCACGAACGACGAGGAGAACUGGAAGGCCUCCCUCAAGCGGCCGGAGAAGGACACGCGCGUGCAGACCGAAGACGUGACCAACGUCAAAGGCAACGAGUUCGAGGACUAUUUCCUCAAGCGCGAGCUGCUCAUGGGCAUCUUCGAAAAGGGCUUCGAGCGCCCGUCCCCCAUCCAGGAAGAGGCCGUCCCCAUUAUCCUCGCGGGUCGCAACGUCAUGGCCCGAGCCAAGAACGGCACGGGCAAGACCGCCGCCUUCAUCAUUCCGUGUCUGGAGAAGACAGACACUAGCAAGAAGCACAUCCAGGUGCUCAUUCUCGUCCCCACACGCGAAUUGGCGCUGCAAACGUCGGCCAUUGUCAAGGAGAUCGGCAAACACAUGGGCGUCGAGUGCAUGGUGUCCACGGGCGGCACGAGUCUCAAGGACGACAUCAUGCGUCUGUACCAGACGGUGCAUAUUCUAGUGGGCACCCCAGGGCGCGUCAUGGACUUGGCCAAUAAGGGCGUGGCCGACCUCAGUCAGUGCUCUACGGUCAUCAUGGACGAAGCCGACAAGUUGCUGUCGCCGGAAUUCCAGCCUCUAUUGGAGCAGCUACUGAACCACACGGCCAAGCAGCGUCAGAUCUGCCUCUUCUCGGCCACAUUCCCCGUCACGGUCAAGGCGUUCAAAGACCGCUUCGUGGAGAACCCGUACGAGAUCAACCUCAUGGACGAGCUCACAUUGAAAGGUGUAUCGCAGUUCUACGCCUUCGUGGAGGAGCGACAGAAGGUGCACUGCCUCAACACGCUCUUCUCCAAGCUGGAUAUCAACCAGUCCAUCAUUUUCUGCAACUCGGUGAACCGUGUCGAGUUGCUGGCCAAGAAGGUUACGGAGCUGGGUUACUCGUGCUUCUACAUCCACGCCAAGAUGAACCAGGCGCACCGUAACCGCGUGUUCCACGAGUUCCGUAACGGAGCUACUCGACACUUGGUGUGCUCGGAUCUGUUCACACGCGGUAUCGACAUCCAGACGGUGAACGUCGUGAUAAACUUCGACUUCCCCAAGAACUCGGAGACGUAUCUGCACCGUAUCGGUCGCUCUGGGCGGUACGGCCACCUCGGUCUGGCCAUCAAUAUGAUCACGUACGAUGACCGAUUCAACCUGUACAGGAUCGAGCAGGAGCUUGGCACAGAGAUCCGACCGAUUCCGCCGGUUAUUGACCGCAACUUGUACUGCAAGUAA